GGCCGGGCCGGGACGCCGCGCUCCCUCCCUCGCCCGCCCCGGUCCGCGCUGGGCCGUGGCCCCGGGGAAGGCGGGCCUCACCUGCCCGCUCCCGCUGCGCCUCCCAGCCAGCCGGGACACUCCACCCACCGCGCCUACUUGCGCGGCCCCUCCGCGGCGGCCCCAGUCUCUCGCCGGGGCGGCACAGCGGGCGGCGGGCGGAGCUGCCCCCUUCCCUUCCCGCGGCCAUGGCGCGGAGCCUCGCGCUGGCGGCGGCGCGGCUCCUGGCGCUGCUGAUCUGCUUGAGUUAUGGAAAUGGACUCCAUUUUAAGAUUUACAAUCAAAAGGACAAGACUGGCAUGUUGUCUCAUCCUCAAAGUCUUGUCAGACAGAAGCGCGAAUGGACAGUCCCUCCUGCUUUCAUACGAGAGGAAGAAGACAACUCUUACAAGAAUCCAAUUGCUAAAAUACAUUCUGAUCUUGAAGAGACAGGGAUAGUGGUAACUUAUACUAUAUCUGGUCAAGGAGUAACAGAACCCCCUUAUGGAUUAUUUGUUAUCAAUGGAAAGACUGGAGACCUGAACAUAACGGGAAGGGUUGACCGAGAAAAAACUCCAAUGCUGCUUGUCAGAGGUCACGCUCUGGAUAAAACUGGAGCAAAACUGGAAGAACCAAUAGACCUCCCAAUUAAAAUCAUUGAUAUAAACGACAACUUCCCAGUUUUCUCACAUGAAUUUUUUGUUGGUUCAGUUGAAGAAUUAAGUGAAGCAGGUACAAUUGUAAUGAGGAUAAAUGCAACAGAUGCAGAUGAACCAAAUAAUCUAAAUUCCAAAAUUGCUUUCAGAAUCAUUUCCCAAAAUCCUGGUUCUGCAUUCCGUAUGAAUAAAGAUACUGGCGAGGUUCAAGUAGCAACAAUAAACCUUGACAGAGAGACACAUAGUAGCUAUUCUUUGAUGGUGGAAGCAAAAGACAGAGGUGGUGAAUCAGGUGGAAAUGCUGCAACAUGUUCUUUAGAAAUCAAGAUUUUAGAUGUCAAUGACAAUUUUCCUGUUAUCGAAAGUCGCAUGCUUGAAGGAAGCAUUGAAGAAAACAAAGCAAAUGUGGAAAUUAUGCGAAUAAAAGUAUUUGACAAAGAUGAAGAGUUUUCCGAUAACUGGCUGGCAAAAUUUACGUUUGCUUCUGGUAAUGAAGGUGGCUAUUUUCAUAUAGAAACAGAUACCCAAACAAAUGAAGGGAUUUUGACUCUUGUGAAGGAACUAAAUUAUGAAGAAAUGCAAAGCCUAAACUUGGGCAUUGUUGUUACAAAUAAAGCAGAAUUCCAUGAGUCAAUUAGAAAGAGCUAUAAAGCGCAAGCAGUUCCAAUCAAAAUUAAUGUCAUUAAUGUCCAAGAAGGCCCUAAAUUCCCAGGUGGCACAACAAUUAUUAAAGCAAGUGAGACCAUGCGGAAAAACCAGGUUAUUGGACAAUAUCAAGCCUAUGAUGAAGAUACUGGAAAAGUAGCAGAGCGUAUUACGUACAUCAAAGGAAGAGAUUCAGCAAACUGGAUCACGAUAGACUCAGUUACAGGUGAAAUCAAACUUGCAAAAGACCUUGAUUAUGAAUCGGUUCAUGUAGUAAAUGGUACCUACACUGUCACCAUGUUGGGCGUAACUAAAGAUUUUCCUAAGAAAACGGUCACCGGCACAGUCCUUAUUCAAGUUGAAGAUGUGAAUGAUAAUUGUCCAGUUAUUGUGGACCCUGUGCGGACUGUGUGUUCAGAUACAAAAUUAAUUGAUGUUACAGCUGCUGAUUUGGAUAGUUACCCAAAUGGUGCUCCCUUCAGUUUUACUCUCAUUGAGCCAGACAGGACAACAAAAGAUUGGAUGAUUGGAUCCAGAAAUGACACUAGUAUACAGCUGAUCCCGCAAAACCUGAAAACCGGCCAAACUGAAGUUCCGAUCUUAAUACAAGAUUACCAAGGGUUCAGCUGUACCCAGAAACAGUCUCUACAGUUGACUGUUUGUACGUGUUCACGUGACAGCUCUAUACCCGCAUGCGCCGAACAGCAGUCAGCGGGUCUGGGACCUGCAGCAGUUGCACUUAUCAUCUUGGCAUUUUUACUUUUGCUGCUUAUUCCACUAUUACUGCUGUUGUGUCCAUGUCGAUCGCAAGCUAAGGGAUUUGCAGCAAUACCGGACUACAGCGAGGAGAUGUUACGUAACUGGAACAGUGAGGGAGCAGCUCCUGAAGAGAAGGCAUUGCUAAACCUCAUCACACCCACUGCAGCGGGGAGGUCGAGAGCAGUGGCCAGCGGAGCAGCAGCAGCGGCAGCAAUGAAUGCAGAGGAAGCUGUGGCAGGAGGCAGCAAUUCUGCAUCUAAUGUAAGAGAGCAUUGCAACACUGUGACGAGGACCAGUGAAAGAUGGGAAGAGCAAAGGCCUCUCUUUUCUGGUGCUGAUUAUGGAGCCAUGGCAGCUGGAGGGGCUGAAGGCGUGACAGUUGGAGAUGGCAAGACAGUGGUGGCUGGAGGAGGUGUGAUGGUGGGAACUGGAGGAGCCAUGAAUGAAGAAUUUUUAAGAGACUACUUCAGUGAUAAAGCUGUCUCUUUUGCGGAUGAAGAUGAAGCCCAAGCUGCAAAGGAUUGUCUCCUUGUUUAUUCUCAGGGAGAGUCAAGCUCUCCCCAUGGGUCUGUUGGCUGCUGCAGCUUUAUUGAGAGUGAUCUUGAUGACCACUUUCUUGAUGAUUUAGGAGAUAAAUUUAAGACUCUGGCAGAAAUAUGCAUGGGUAGGCAUAUAGACAUGAAAGAUAGUAGCUCCAGGAAUGAAUCAAGUUUCGGUCUUAAUGACGCAAAGCCGCAGUUCUUAGAUCAGCAAAGUACUUUCAUUUCUGAACAGGCCUUUGCCUCAGGCAGUGGCUUGCAGCCAGCCCAGGCAACGCGCAGGGAUAAUGCCAUAGGACCAGACACUGUGUCUCAGGAGGUGGUCACAGAAACAACCUUUGUAUCGAGGUCUGGGCAGCAUGAGGCCAGGCCUGUUUCCAAACCAUACACUGAGAGCAAUGUCACUGUGACAGAAACAUCCUAUCCUGCAGGCCCUCCUGCUGCUGUUUUCCUAGAUCCCCAGUUUAAGGAGAAUGUAGUGGUGACAGAGAGAGUGUUUGCACCUGCUUCAAGCUUGCAGGACAUGGUGGAAAUUCCUGAUUUGCCAGAUGGAAGUAAUGUUGUGGUUACAGAAAGGGUGAUUAAGGCAGAGGGCACUAGGCCAGGGGUGUUAACAGCUCAAGAUCUCCCAGAUUCACAGUACGUUCUCGUGAGAGAGCGAGAAAGGGUGCUUGUGCCCACUUCUGAUCAGGGCUCGCUGAGCUUCCCCAGUUUAUCUGAAGGGCAGAGUGUGGUGGUGACUGAGCGGGUAGUCACACCAGCCCAGGUCUCGGGGACGCAAAGCAGAAACGAGCAGACAGCAGAUGCUGGACCUGGGAGGCAAGAACACGUAUUAAUCACAGACUCCCUGCUCAGCCAGCCAGGUCUAGCCUCAGAGGGGGUUCCUCCUACUGGGUCCACUCUGAGCAAGUCUUCGCGAGUCACAAAAUACAGCACUGUACAGUACACUCGCUCAUAAACGCAGCGAGUCUGGGUCUCUCCCAGGCAACAGUGUUUGGCUUCCUUUAUUUCAGUACACAUUUUGCUUUUGGGCUCUUUAUUGAGCUCUGUACUUCUUUGGAGCCUUAAAAAUGGCAUGGACUGUCUUGUGGUAGUUCCUAUAAAUAAGGAUUAUGACCAAGAGGCUAAAAAAAAAAAAAAAAAAAAAAAUCUGGUGUUAUGUAACACUUGAAAUGGUGCUUUCAAAGUGGAAAGGUGCAGAAAAUAUUUUUUCCUUGUUUGCUAGGUUUGCAAUUGCUUUUAUUAUUCAGUUAGUAUAACAACACAUAACUACAGCUACAUAAUCAUGGAAAAGCAGAAAAAUAUCAGAAAUCUUGCGAUGGAUGGUAGGGUACAAAGCACAAGUUAAGUUUCUGAACUGUUGCUUAGUAUGUCUGAUCAGAUCUCCCUCAAAGAGGCAUCAGUUCCUCAUUCUGUGAUUUCCCAUUUUUUCCCUUGUGGGCCAGGGCAGCUCCCCCAAAGCUGCAGCUCCAGAGCACCAGGCUUUAGCUAAUUUACAAUGAAAUCCCUCCUUCCUGAGAAGGCCAGUCACCAAAAUCCUCGUGUCCCCUGGGCGGCAGUGUGUUCCUCUUCUGGAGGGAUGUCACAGCAGUGUGUUCCUCUUCUGGAGUGAUGUCACAGCUUCAGGUUAUCAGCAUUUGUGUCUUCUGAGUCAUUAAUUGCAUGUUGGCACAUGGGUUAAAGAAAGUGAGUAGCAAAAAUGCAAAGAACUCAACUUGUUCAGUAUCUCUCAACAUAAAAAUUUCAUUACUUGGCAUGGGUCUAGACUGACAAUGCAUGGAAAAAUAAGCAUUUGUAUCAUAUAGAUUUUCACUGACUUCUAACUAAUCACUUAAUGCAUGAGAAGCAGCCAAAACGUAAUUUAGCUUUAGAGCCAGAGAUUCAGUGGCUUCUGUUAGCAAAGUUUAUGGCCCUUAGACAUCUGUUGGGUCUGAUUUACAAGUGCAAUUAAGUGAUUUUUAUUGCAUCUGUGAACUCUCAAGCACAGAAAUGACGGUGCAGCCUAACAUGUAUUUUUGAAGUUCUGUUGGCUCCAGUAUCAGAAGUCCUGUGGCCUGUGUAGUGCUGUGUAAUGGUAGCCUCUGUUAGCUCUGACAAGAAAACAGAAAUCUUACUGUAAUUCUGAAACACUUAGAAUUUUUUUUCCUUGAAACAUAUGUGGUAAAAGGGGAAAAGAGUAUUGUAAUAUUUGGCACUAUGUAUAUAUGCACAUGUGAAUAUUUAUUUGUAUGCAGUUUGAAACAUUUAAGGUGAGCUUUUUUUAUAAAAGAAAAUAUAAACCACUGUAAUACACUCCUCAUGGUUUGCUGGAGUAGAAAGAAGUAUUUUAGAUUAUGUAUUAGCACUGUAAAUGUUGACCUCAUACCUGUAAUACCAGUAUGCUAGUCAUGGUAGUGUUAAACGUAUGCACAUGCAGGGCUUCCUGGCUGUCUCCAUUUCUGCUGGACUUUUCAUGCAGCUGCAGUGUUAUGUUUUCCAUUGAUAUGUUUUGCCUUUGACUAGAAAUGCUUUCAGUGUAUUUUAUUUGAGGAAGAAGAAGAUAGAAGUUGAUUCAUAAACACAAGAAAGAACUGUGGCUAUGUUCAGCAGGGUGUAUGUAAGCACGGGCUGUUAUUUUAAGGGGAAGAGUACUUCCAAGCAAAUCAAACUGCUCACUUGUUCAGUCCUGUUGGUUAUUUAUCUCUUAAACUCUGGUUUUAAAGUACAUGUAUUUACUUUUAAGAAUCAUGCAGUUUUAAGUGGUGAACACUUUUUUCCUGCAGUUAGAGUAUUUCAGACUUUUUAAUUGAUUAUUUCUGUAUUUUUAUGCAAUCUUAAAUAAAAAUUCUACAACAA
Molecule: messenger RNA, 5452 nt
Organism: Dromaius novaehollandiae (emu)
Lineage: Eukaryota; Metazoa; Chordata; Aves; Casuariiformes; Dromaiidae
Gene: DSG2
Product: desmoglein 2
Exons: 15
Coding region: 228-3575 (1115 amino acids)
Biological process (GO): homophilic cell-cell adhesion
Cellular component (GO): plasma membrane; desmosome
Molecular function (GO): calcium ion binding
Source: RefSeq, a predicted model, not a curated record